AGUGAGAGAGAUAUCAUCGGUCACCUUAUAUAUGAUGAAGUUGAACUAUUGCAUCUUUUUUAUGGUAAUUCUGAAGUCAUGUCAGAGCAAAGAUGCAUGUUCAUACACACUGAGGUCUGCUUCCCGUGGCGGAAUCAUCAGUGGAUCCAUGUGGACUACCACAACAACAGACCGCGUUUCCUGCCUGUGGGAGUGUUCUCGAAGAUCAGGUUGCAAGAGUUUCCAGUAUAGCUCUUUCUCUUCUUACUGUCGAGGCUACAGUACCUACAUCAACGACGAUCUACAGGCCACUGAUGAACCUGAAUCGUCGGUCGUGGAGUACUACAAUAUGUGGCCAGAUCUGGUUCUUUCUACACAUGGCGGUCCUCGAAUAUUCGGAAGCUCGUGCAACCACGAUGGUGACUGUGACGUUCGUGAAUCUACGUGCUACGGCGGCAGCUGCUCGUGUAUGACUGGGCUGAGUUACGAUGCAUCAAAUAUGGCCUGUGUUGUGUACUGUCAGAGGUAUGGUAGCAGUUUCAGCGAGUACUCGGUUACCAGCGCGAUUACAACAGCCAAUCACACCUGGGGCCCAACUGUGGAUGCUCCAGGGGAAUGUAGAGAUGUAUGUCUUCAGGAGGAACACUUUGAGUGCAUCGUUGCUUGGGCUGUGCAGAUAUCAGACGGGGAGUAUUCGUGUGAAUAUGGAUCAACUUGGAACACGCCUGGGUCAUCAGUUUAUGAAAUGUUCCAUUCUUCGUCCAUACUCUAUGUUCGACAUUGUGCCUAGGGUCCCAUCGUCCUUACGAUGAACAUUUGUCAACAAUUGUGAGAAAAGGCACCUCAUAUGUGCUAGGAUACAAUUGUGCUAUGACGUCAUAAAGACGUUUGACGUCAACCUACUUCAGUGAA
Molecule: messenger RNA, 891 nt
Organism: Haliotis rufescens (red abalone)
Lineage: Eukaryota; Metazoa; Mollusca; Gastropoda; Lepetellida; Haliotidae
Exons: 3
Coding region: 32-769 (245 amino acids)
Source: RefSeq, a predicted model, not a curated record